Messenger RNA from Durusdinium trenchii, 1779 nucleotides. NCBI's taxonomy places the organism in Eukaryota, Dinophyceae, Suessiales, Symbiodiniaceae. The record is from the annotation of a GenBank genome assembly.
AUGCGCAAAGCAUGGACGGUCGGGCUCCAGGAGGCCUCAAUGAUCAAUCGCAAUAGGAACUAUCGCGUAUCCAAUGCCGGCAGCAGUUCCACAAUGCGAAUGAAUGACAUUUUGAAAGAUCCCUCCAUUUUACAACCCUUUGUCCUUGGGCCUCGCAAUGGUAUCCAACUGCUUUGGUCCUUUGUGGGAAGUAUUUUCAUUCUUUGGGACCUCGUCACCAUUCCCUUGGAAAUGUAUGAUAUUCCGAAAUUUCUGGCUUUUCUGGAAGUCUUUGGAUAUGUCACUUUCGGCUUUUGGAUUCUGGACAUGCCAACUCAUUUGAUCUUUGGUCGUGAGAUUAAUGGUAAAGUAGAGCUACGACCUUGGAAGUUAGCUCGAGAGUACUUGUACAGUUGGUUCUUCUUGGAUUUGUUGGUGAUUUCGAUUGACGUGGGGCUCAUGCUCUUACAGGAAGCCAUGAGUGGUGGUUGGAGGUCUGCCCGUUUCCUACGGACUUUGCGCUUGUUGCGGUUGUUGCGGCUGUUGCGAGUGGCCAAGUUGCAACAGCAGCUCACCCUCUUGGCCAACCGCUUUUUGUCCGCACAUGCGUUCAUGGUGAUGAAAGUUGUGGCGGGGCUUUUGAUGAUUUUGGCCAUCAAUCACAUCAUCGCAUGUUGCUGGUUCGGCAUCGGAUCUCAUGCUGAAGUGGAUGGAAAGAGCUGGAUUUUGCGCUCUGACUUGAAUAAAGACGACUUUGCAGAGGCCUAUGCAGCUUCCAUUCACUGGGCCUUGACACAAUUCACUCCGGCCACGAACAACAUCGCUCCGGACAAUGCAGUGGAAAGGUUCUUUGCCGUGUGGGUGAUCCUGCUGGCCAUGGGCGUUUUUUCCUCUUUUAUCAGCUCUAUUACAAGUACGGUCAGUUCUUUGAGAACAUAUAGACAGGAGCAGUCCAAGAAGCAAUCACAACUCUUGCGCUUCUUCAACGAGAGGAAUUUGUCAACUGACUUGUACAGCAGAGUUCAAGAGGUGGUCCGGAGACAAGGUCUUUUUGAAGUUAGACUCAAAGAGACAGAGGUGACAUUGUUCAGCGGAGUGCCUCAACGGCUUUUGAUCCUUAUGCACGAGGAGAUGUUCUUACCUUCAGUCAAUGCUUUGGGUUUUUGGCCAAUGUGGAGCCACUUCGAAGAUCAGAAUUUCUUCAGGGAUGUGUGUCAUAUUGCCAUAAAAGAGCAUGUUGUGACCCCUGGACAAGAUGCCUUCAUGCCUGGCACAGAUUGCCAGGAGGUGUAUGUCAUACAAUCAGGCACCAUGCAAUAUUCAGCCAAGCCAAGGGCAUCAUCACGAAAUUAUGAAACAGUUCGGGAGGUUGCCAAGGAAGCAGACGUGCUGUGUAUGCCAUGUUUCUGGGCAGAUUGGCACCAUCGCGGAAGAAUGACUGCUGAGAAUGCCGCAUGCUACUACAUUGGGGUUCAUGCUGAAUGUUUUUGCAAUUUAGCAACCAAAAACGGCGGGCCCCUGUGGCAAUUUUUGCAGAUCUUUGGAAUUCUGCUGGUGGGUCAUAUUGAGGGUAUGGAUGAGGAGCACACACUCAUGACAGACUUGGGCUUGCCUGAGGAAGAAUUUGCCAAGCUGACCUUGCGCGCACAGGAAUUCGCAUGUACUGUCCGAGACAACCAUAAGCUUGACGUUCACAGCCAAACGAACGCUUUGAACCCUUUAAAGAAUUUGACAAAGCCAUCUUUUUCACGCUCGUCAACUCAGGGAACUCAAAGUGAAAUUCUUCAAUGCCGAAUGUAA